CGUUGACAUUUAACCUAUCAACAUGAGCAGCAACGUGGACAAGGACAGCAUGGAAAAGGGAAUUAUCACCUCUAUAUACAUGGAGAAUUUUGUCACUUAUGACAAGGCGAAAGUAAAGCCUGAAAGAUAUCUCAAUGUUAUCGUCGGACCUAAUGGUUCUGGCAAAUCCACCAUCGUCGCCGCUAUAGUUCUCGGUCUAGGAGGCAGGCCAAAUAUCAUUGGGCGAGCCCUUCACAUAGGAGAAUACGUGAAGUAUGGACGCGAUACGGCGAAAAUAGAAAUUCAUCUAAAAAAUGGCACGAAAAAGGAUUCUAUAGUAACUAGGAUAUUUACUAAAGAUGGAAAGUCGACAUGGAUGAUUAAUGGUAUCCAAUCGAGUUUCAAAACUGUUCAAAAAUUCACAGCCAAACUUAAUAUUCAGGUUGACAAUCUUUGUCAAUUUUUGCCGCAAGAUAAGGUACAAGAUUUCUCAAAAAUGGAUGCUCAAGCAUUGUUAGAAAAUACAGAAAGAUCUGUUGGGGAUCCAAAACUCCUUGAGUAUCAUCAAAAAUUGAAGGAACUAAGAACCAGUUUCAAGAAAUUAGAGGUUGAUGUAACCAAUACAAAACAAUUAUUGGAAUCUAAAAUUCAGAGGCGUGAUGGAUUACAACAAAUUGUUGCGACCAUAAAAGAGAAAAAGUUGAUAAAGAAAAAGAUUGCAACGUUGAAACAAAAAAAGGCAUGGAUACUGUACGAUCAAAUGCGAAGAAGAUUAGUGGAGUCAAAAAAAGUCAGAGAUCAGGCAGUAAAAGAAAUGCAAUCAAUAGAGGCGGAACUAAAACCAUUAAAUAUAAAAAUUGAAAAAGACAAGUCUAAAAUGACAGCGUUAAAAAGUUCCUUAAAUAAUCACAACCGUGAAGUUCAGGCUAAGAGUACAAAAUUAAGGAACGUAAUGAAUCAAAUUCUUUGCUCUAUAAAUAAGAUCAAAGAUGCCGAAAACACAUGUUCUCGAAACAUUCAAGCAGAACAGACUCGAGAUCAAGAAAUUAAUCUCGCCCAACAGCAGAAAUGCAAACUUGAGAACGAUUUUUCUCUCACGGUUGCUGAAAUGGGAUCAGAGGAAAGUUUAACGAAGCAAUUGAAAAAUAUGGUAUCUAAUCUGGAGGAACAUAGAAGAAAAAUAAGUAAUCUUACUAAUAAAAGUACCACAUUGAGGCACGAGGAUGAAAACAUUAAUCGUGAAAUGAGAGCUGUGCAAGCGGAACUCCAAACUCUUAAUAUUGAUGUGAAACGAUUAGAACUGUUGAAACAAAGAGAUAUGAACGCAUACAAAGCUGUACUUUGGUUAAAAGAAAAUCGAGACAAAUUUUCAGCGACAGUGCAUCUGCCUAUGUUGCUCAAUAUUAAUGUAAAAGAUGCUUCAUACGCCAAGUAUUUAGAAAACAUAAUACCAUUUCGUGAUUUAAUCGCAUUCACAUGUGAGGAUAAACGGGAUAUGAAUCUGCUACUGAAGUUUAGGGACCAACAGAAAUUGCAAGUCAAUGUAGUUCAUUCUGAUCCAAUGAAAAGAGUUUCCAUGCAACCAAAUAUAUCGAUAGAAAACAUUAAACAGUUUGGUUUCAAGCAUUAUUUAUCGGAGCUCAUUGAAGCACCAUCCUCUAUAAUGAAGUAUCUAGUCUCGAUGUAUUCCUUAAACAAUAUCGCUGUCGGAACGAAUGAAGUCGAGAAUAAUACAGGUCACAUACCUCGCAGUUUACGCUGUUAUUUUAGUGAAAACAAUGCAUACUUCGUUAGUACGUCCAAGUAUACGCGCGAAACAUCGACCAGAAUAUCGCGGGUCAGUGGAAAUGGGUUGCUAUCUAUUGUUCUAGACAAACAUAAAGUACAGAAGUUCCAAGAAAGAUUACAACUCUUGCAAGAAAAAAAGAAUGAAAUCUCAAUCCAAAUUAAAGAAAUAGAAAAUAAAAUAAGGGAGCAGAAUACAGGACUAGAUGAAUAUAGAGCGAACAGGACCAAAUGUCAACAAAAUAUUCACCAUAUUCAAGCAUUAAAAAGUAGAAUAAACAUAGCUGCAGAUAAAAUUAAGCAGCUGGAAUCCGGCCGGAUGAAUAUUGAUGAUAUUAAAGCAGUCUAUACCAAAGAGAUUAAGGCCAUUAUAAAGAAACAAUUGCAAAUAUAUAAAGAAUACAAUGCAAUUUUACAAGACUGUUUCAAUUGUAAUACAAGUAACGUAGAGGUUAAAUUUGCAAUUACGUUAUUGCAACAAACUUUAAUGUUCACGGAGAAUAAUGCCGAGGAUUUAAAGGAUAAAUUUAAAAUAGCAGAGAGGCUAUUUAAGAGACAUGACGAAGAAUUCCAACCCUUAAAGAAAGAAGCUGAAAGACUGUAUAAUGACGCGUUGGCAACCACCGAUAAUAUUAGUCCACAAAAUGACGCGUUUAAACCUUUUAAUAAAGCCUUUGAAAAAUUACCAGCUACUAUAGCUGAAAUAAAUAAUGAAUUAAAUGUCGCUCAAGCAAAAGUUUUUUGUAUGGCGAAAAAUGUGGACGCCGAGAAUAUAUUGCGUGAAUAUGAAGAAAUGCAAAAUGACAUUCAAAACUUAACUGAAUUUGUCAAAAAGAAGAGUACCCUGCUACGGGAAAUGACGAUAGAGAUUGAGAAACUGAAAGAAAUGUGGUUACAACCAUUGCAGCAAUUGGUUGAAAAGAUUAAUGAAAAUUUCAGUACUUACUUUUCCGAGAUGGACUGUGCCGGCGAAGUUACACUCUCACAUGGUGAAAAUGUCCUGGAUUUCGAUCAGUACGGUCUAAAGAUUAAAGUGAAAUUUCGUGACUCGGACGAAUUGCAGGAACUAACACGACAUUUUCAGAGUGGUGGCGAAAGAACAGUCACCACCGCCAUUUACAUGAUAUCGCUGCAGGAAUUGUCGCGCGUCCCAUUUCGCUGCGUUGAUGAAAUAAAUCAGGGCAUGGACGCAGUAAAUGAGAGACGAGUCUUCGAUUUACUCGUCAAGAUGACAGGAAGGCCGGGCAGCUCGCAAUAUUUUUUGCUCACACCAAAGCUGCUGCCUGACCUGACAUACGCCGAAACAGUGACGGUGCACUGCGUUUUCAACGGAUUCAAAGCUGACGAUGUAGAGUUUAAUUUUGAUAUGCAGGAUUACUGCAAUUAUCUCACAUCGUCAGUUUAAAUGCAAACAAAAACAUGUAAAGAUAUUUUGUUCCUAUGUAUAUAUUAAAGUUUUACGAGUUAUUACUACAGAUUUCUAUAGAAUACCUAGAUUGCUAACAUGUUAUAGUUUGUUACCAAUUGAAUUGAAGUCGAGACAUCAUAUAUUUACCCGGUAAUCACAUACAGUGCUCCAUGAAGUAGUGUUAGCAUUUAAUAAUAUAGAUUAAACUUUUGAUGUUUUUGAAUGUAAUCCAUCACUAAAGGUAAAGAUAAUCGCUACUCUCCCUCCUGAAUUACUUGGCUUCACUUCAUUUCUCGGAACUAAGGUAUAGCGAUCUAAGGUAUUCUAUAGAAAUCUGAUUAUUAUAUGUAUUAAAAAUUUAUUUUUAGUUUUGUAUACAUAGCAUAUGGAGCGUGCUUAAGAGAGAGUUCAAAAGUAUUUUAUAUUUUUGUAAAAUAGAGAAACGUGAAAACUAGAGCUUUAAUAAGCUUUAACAUACUUUUGCAGCAUUUUACAUUAAAUUAAUGCUAAUUAAUAAUAUAUAAUGUCAAGUAUUUGUGUAUCAGCAGGGCGUAUCCAGGAAUUUUUUCGGAGGGAGGUUUUUCAAUCCUGUUAAUUUAAUGCAUAAAUAGCAAUUGUUUGCAUUAAUGAAUUGGAUAAUCGUAACGGAGAGAAAAUAUUUUGCGAUAAUAAAAAAUUUAUUUAGAAUCAAAAGUUGUAUAAUUAAAAAUGAAAGGUAAAUUUCGAGGAGGGGAGUUGAACCACUCAAACCCCCCCUUGGAUACGCCCAUGACUAAAAUUAAAACAAAAUGUAUACGAUGAGUUUAUUUCAUAUGCGCCUUACAUAAUUGGAUAUUUGUAUCCUAUUGAACUACUUCUAAUAUGUUAAAAGUACGUUUCCA
Molecule: messenger RNA, 4053 nt
Organism: Wasmannia auropunctata (little fire ant)
Lineage: Eukaryota; Metazoa; Arthropoda; Insecta; Hymenoptera; Formicidae
Gene: SMC5
Product: structural maintenance of chromosomes protein 5
Biological process (GO): double-strand break repair via homologous recombination
Cellular component (GO): Smc5-Smc6 complex
Molecular function (GO): ATP binding; ATP hydrolysis activity
Source: RefSeq, a predicted model, not a curated record